AUGACGAACAGUUGCCUGAGCCCUGCAGAGCUGCCUGCAUUUCGAUACUGCAAGCAUCAAGUAUAUACAGCAGGACCUUCAGAGUGGCACAGAUCUUAUCCUAUUGCCCAAGGAAACCGCCAGUCACCUAUUGAUAUUGUUUCUGCAAAAGCAGUUUAUGAUCCUAAUCUGAAGCCACUUAUUAUCUCCUAUGAAUCAUGUACCUCUCUCAACAUCUCCAACAAUGGCCACUCUGUUAUGGUUGAGUUUGAAGAUACUGAUGACAAGACAGCAAUCAGUGGUGGUCCUCUUGAGAAUCCAUUUCGGCUAAAGCAGUUCCACUUUCACUGGGGGACAAAACCCAGCCAGGGAUCAGAACAUACAAUUGAUGGCAAACCUUUCCCCUGUGAGCUCCACUUAGUUCACUGGAAUGCCAGAAAAUAUGCAACAUUUGGAGAAGCAGCAGCAGCUCCAGAUGGCUUGGCAGUAGUUGGUGUUUUCUUGGAGAUUGGGAAAGAACAUGCCAAUAUGAACAGGCUCACUGAUGCUUUCUACAUGGUAAAAUUUUAAGGAACAAAAGCUCAAUUUACGAGCUUCAACCCCAAGUGUCUCCUGCCUUUGAGUCUAGAUUAUUGGACAUACCUUGGUUCUUUGACAACACCACCCCUCAAUGAGAGUGUAACAUGGGUAGUUCUGAAAGAACCCAUCAGAAUUUCUGAGAAACAGCUGGAGAAAUUCCGCAUGCUUCUCUUCAGCAGUGAGGAAGACCAGAGGGUUCAAAUGGUGAAUAACUUUCGCCCCCCUCAGCCUCUUAAGGGGAGGGUAGUUCGAGCUUCUUUCAAGGCCUGAAGAAAACUGGUAAUGGACCUGGGAUAUCAAAGAGCUUCCACAUCUGAGCUACUACAAACAAACUAUGGUCUGCACCCAUGGAACACACAAGAUAUCCAUUUCCAUGAACACUCUACUUGGAGGGCGGACAAUCCUCUGCUUCUGUAUUUUAUUUUAAAUGCUCAUUUUUUUGAUAAAUGGAAUCUUUCUAAGGAGCACUUUUAAAUAUAAGGGAUAAUUAGUAAACUAGUGUUCUCCAAGACAUGAAACUCUAAAAAUUAAGAUGAAAUUAAAAUCCCUCUUACUAUAAAAUGGGAAACUAUGUAGUGAUCUACUAGUACUGAUGGCUACAACUUCUACUUGUAUCAUUUAAUGUAUGAUGAGACAGCAGUCAAGAAUUUUGGCCAAAGCGGACUUAAAAUUUCCUUAGUGGUCUCUUGUUAGCACUUGAGCUCUCCCUGAUUUAAAGACUGCUUUCACUGUAUUCCUGCUGUCUGACACAUACAGUGCAUGAGUAGCACUAGAAAAGUUCCAUACUUGCCUCAAGUAGGCACUAGAGUGAAAGCAACCUUUGUAUUUUAAACUUACUGUUAAAGUGCUAUUUUAUAACUAAAAUAACACUGUAAAAACUGUGUUUAAAAGCAGGUCAUUUUAUUGCACAUUGCUGAUCAGACAUUUGUUCUAGCUCAUUCAGCAUACCUAACCAUAACGCCCUUGUUAAUUUUGAUGAAAAGAACAUCUAUAGCAGUUCAGUAUGUGUUUUGUGGUUCUCAGUUGUUCAAAUUCUACCUCAGCUAAGUGAUUUCCUCUGUGAUAUGACCUCCUUCCUUCCUGCCCUAAAGAAAGUAGAUAUUUUGUUUACUUUAUGGACAUGGGCAGACCUUGACUGCACUGAAUGUGCAUUGCUGCACACAUCAUCCCCUUGCUACAGUAGUCUGUCAGGAGCACUCCCUGCAGGUAUGAGGCUUAAUCAUUUGAGUCCUUUUACCUCCUCAAAAGAAAUCUGCUUCAGGAAAGCUAUGUAUUAGUGUAACUGCUGCUGCAGCUUAGUGACAAAACUCAAACUUGUGUCUCAAUACUCAACUACAGUGAUAUUAUCUGUAACUACCCACAGUCUAUUUUCAGUUACUGUAAUUCUGGACUGCAAAUGUACUUUAUCUGUGUCGUUCAGAUAGAAAUGGCUGAUGUUUAAUAACUUUAUCAGCUUAGGCAGAGAAAUCAAAGAUGUGCAACAUCAAGGAAAGCAGGGGGUGAAAGGAUAACGGUUAUUGUGGGCUAUUAUUCAGAAAGGGAGAAAGACUAGAUGUGAAGCACAGUGCAAGGAAUGGAAGGCUAGCAUUCUGGACUUAACUCUUCUACAGCUUUUCUGGUACAUUGAUUUAAAACUUUCUGGUCCUCAGUUGCCUCUUUAUAUAAUGAUGGUAACACUGAUCUACCUCCCAGGAAUUUUGUGAGGGCUAAUUUAACAGUGUUUUAGAUGAGAGAUAUUUUAUACAGCUGAUGCUAAAGGAAGAAAAAUAAUUAUAAAAUGAAGUGUAUUUAGCUAUCAUGAAUGUAACUUUACUAGUAAUAAAAACUGGUA
Apus apus (common swift) is the source of this 2389-nucleotide messenger RNA. RefSeq names its product carbonic anhydrase 7 (gene CA7). Gene Ontology annotation, biological process: regulation of intracellular pH. Gene Ontology annotation, cellular component: cytoplasm. Gene Ontology annotation, molecular function: zinc ion binding; carbonate dehydratase activity. The record is from RefSeq and is a predicted model, not a curated record. NCBI's taxonomy places the organism in Eukaryota, Metazoa, Chordata, Aves, Apodiformes, Apodidae. The transcript has 8 exons.